AUGUCCACCACCACCACUAUCACCACCGCAACCACGACCACCACCGCGGAGCCUCCCAAAAGCCAAGGCUACGGCCAAGGCCAAAACCGCAUGCUCCUUGACGGCCAACCCACCAACUACGGCGACUUCCGCGAUGCACUCAACCGCGACGGCUACGCCGUCAUCAAGGGAGCGAUUCCACUUGAUCGGGCGAAUGGAUACGCGGAUGCGUUUUACUCGUAUAUGGAGGGAUUUAACCUCGGCUACAACCGACACGACCCCAGCACCGUCCGACGGGCCAAACUCCCCGUGCUGAAUGAAAAAGGCAUGAUACUCGACUACGGCGUGACGCACGAGCAGUGGGUGUGGGAUAUUCGUGGUGAGGAGGGGGUAGUGGAUGCUUUUAAGAAGGUGUAUGAUGAUGAGGAUUUGAUUGUUUCGUUCGAUGUGGUGAAUGUGGGGUUUGCUAAUCGGGAGGAUCUGCCGGAGAACAAACCCUGGCCCCACCAAGACCAAGACCCCUCCAAACCAGGUUUCAGAUGCCUCCAAGGCCUCGUCAACCUCCUCCCCAACGGCCCCAACGACGGCGGCCUGAUCGUCUGCAAAGGCGGACACGCGCUCUCCGCCCAAUUCCACACCGAAAUGGCGCACGAAGAGCGCAUUCCCGCCUGGACGACGGAAUGGUUCGGAUUCACUGAUGCGGGGAUGAAGUGGCUCGCGGACCACGGACUAAAAUGGGAGAAGGUUUGUGCUGAGCCUGGCGACUUGAUUGUCUGGGAUAGUCGCACGCCGCAUUACAAUGUGCCUCCGACGGGUGGGCAGGAUCGGUUUGCGGUUUAUACCUGCUUUAUGCCGGUGAGGGAGGUUGAGAAGGAGGAUUUGGUUAGGAAGAGGGGGGCUUUUGAGCGCCGGUUGGGAACGACGCAUUGGCCGCAUGCGAAACAUGUCUCGAAGACGAAUAUUGCUAUGAGGGAUGGGAAGCCUUGUCCGGUGGCGAGGGAGAGGCCGGUGCAGGAACCGGUGCUGAGUGAGAGGGUGUUCAAGCUGACGGGGAUUCCGUAUUUGGAGAGAAUGGAGGGGGGUGCCGAGGUUGCUGCUUAG
Molecule: messenger RNA, 1080 nt
Organism: Aspergillus luchuensis
Lineage: Eukaryota; Fungi; Ascomycota; Eurotiomycetes; Eurotiales; Aspergillaceae
Exons: 6
Coding region: 1-1080 (359 amino acids)
Source: RefSeq, a predicted model, not a curated record